GUGUGGGAGGCUUUGGGCGCUGUUCGUUACGUAGAAGCAGCAGCCGCCUACACUGACCUGGAUAUUAUUGCUGAAGAGGACAAUACCGAUCUCUUUAAAUAUCAUGGAUUAUGGGACCAUAAUACAUCGUGUAUGUGCAUGUUUACAGCGGCUAGACGGCAAUGGUAGGGCAAACGUGAGGUCCCUCUGCCCUGGUGACGAGAGGAAGGGACUUGCAUGGGAACGUAUUGGACAAUAUCGAUAAGUAAGCAAUCAAAACCUUGACCGUAUAGCAUAUUUCUGCAAUUUAAAAGAUUUCGGGUCUCGGUUUACACAGCCUGCGCCUGUGGCUGCUCACUUUAACUGGGUAUCACGUCUGAGUGGGUCGUAACAUCAUCAUUACACGGAGACAACACUUCUCUGAAGUGAGGAAGAAGUAGAGCUGCGUCAGGCUAACUCCGCCGCGCUGCACAUAAAACAGGAAGUUUGUUGGUUUCGCCUUCAAGAUAAGACACUUAAUACAUCGGGUUGACUUUUAAUAAUGGAAGCUGGUGUUGGUUAAAGCCCCUGACACCCGGAGAAAACAGCGGUAGCCUUUUUAGUAGCACCAAGAGUCACUUUCUCUUUUAGAACCGCGGAACUCUUAAGUAUAAACAUUUCUCCGGUGGUUUUAUUGUGGAAGGUGAGAGCGGAAGUCGUGCUCUGGUCUGCCGGCAUUUGACACAGGUUGGGAGAGGGAUGUGGCCAGGGUGUAUUUAUGCUGCCGUUCAAGAUAUGAAAAUCAUUGAAUUAGCGCUGCUCCGGGAGCCCUGCUUCACCACAGGACACGACGGGGGUGACAACUGUGUUGCUGUCCGUCAUUGCAGUCGUUGUCGGCGGUCGGAAACAGUGGACACGACCGAGGCUGCUGCUGCUGCUGCUGCUGUGCUGGUUUCGUCUGGACUGGACCAUUUCCAUGAAGGCUUCUCAACCUCACGCCAAAACAAUUCACGUGCGGGGCUGUACUCUGUGCUUAGUUACGCAAUAAAACGUCAAGUGGUGAUGGAGCCCUCUCUAGCACUCGGCAGACUGGAGCUGACCCCCAGUUCAGCCGCUGUCGGGGUCAGUUUGACCCCGCGGCUGUCCGGCGGGCCCCCAGCGAAAGAGAAAUGCGGCCAGGGGCCACAAGGACAGGCUCACCUGAACGGCUGCGUCCCGCUGUCACAUCAGGUUGCCGGUCACAAGUAUGGAGUGGAUAAAGUGGGUAUUUUGCAGCAUCCGGAUGGAACGGUCCUGAAGCAGCUUCAGCCUCCGCCCAGAGGUCCCAGAGAGAUGCAGUUUUAUAGCAUGGUGUACUCCGAGGACUGCUGUGAUCCAUGCCUCCUGGAGCUCCAGAACCAUCUGCCCAAGUACUACGGCACCUGGUCUUCUCCAGACAGCCCGAAUGACUUGUACCUGAAGCUGGAGGAUGUGACGCGGCGCUUCGUCAAACCGUGCAUCAUGGACGUGAAGUUGGGCCAGCGGAGCUACGACCCGUUCGCCUCGCAGGAGAAACGUGAACAGCAGAUCCGAAAGUACCCGCUGAUGGAGGAGAUCGGCUUCCUGGUCCUCGGCAUGAGGGUGUACAAGGUGUGCAGUGACACGUUUGACUCGUACGACCAGCACUACGGGAGGGGACUUGUGAAGGACACCAUCAAAGAUGGCCUGGCAAAAUUUUUCCGUAACGGUGUCAAUCUGAGGAGGGACGCCGUGUCAGCCAGCAUCCGCAGAGUGCAGCAGAUCCUCCGCUGGUUCGCGUCCCAGCAGCAGCUCACCUUUUACGCCAGCUCCCUUCUCUUCGUCUAUGAGGGUCUCCCCUCCUCUCGCUCCCCAUGCUCCCUCCCCUCCCCUCUCAGCACGCCUUCCAUCAGCCCGACUGCAGAGAAAACCAGCAAGCUGUCGUCAGCGGCUGACAGCGGCGUGGUCGUCGAGGGGACGGCGAGACAGGACGGGGCGGGGCAAGAGGAGGAAGUAGCUGAGUACAACAACAACAACAUUCAGGCGUCUAUGCCCUGGGAUUACAGCCUUGCCACCAUCUACGCCAACCACACGAAAGGGGGCCACCAUCACUGUGCUAAGGGUCAUCUCCAUGGCAACAGCGGAGCAAGUGACACCAUGGAGACGACAGUGAGCGCGGACUCUGGAGAUAAAACGUCGGCACUGUGUGAAGAAGACAACUCGGCGUGGAAACGGACAGGCGAGUCGCAGCAGGCGCCAAACGGAAACGGAAACAAAUCACGACUGGAAGGGACGGACGAGGACGGAGAGAAGGAGGACAGUAGCAGGAGGAGAACAGGGGAGGAGAUACUGAAAGGCGAAGGAGGUGACACAACAGAGGGGAGCGGAGGAGAGGCGGAGGUGGAGGUCAGGAUGAUCGACUUUGCCCACGUUUUCCCGAGCGAGAGCCCCGAUCACGGAUACGUCUACGGCCUCAAAAACCUGCUGACGGUGCUGGAGCAGAUCCUCUGUGACUCCGCCUAGAGCUCCCCCUCCUCCCCCCUCCCUCUCCUCACCUGCUCCCCAUUUCUCCCCUCUGCCCCCCCACCCCCACCCCCACCCCCCUCGCCUCCUAUCAACCCCCACUCCUGUCUUUUCAAGAAACUUUCAGAGAGGAGAGGGAAGAAUCAAAGAAGUGAAUAUUAAACUAGAACCGUCAUCGUCAUCAUCAUCAUCAUCAUCUCACCUGGUUUGAUGGUCUGUCAGUCGUGUGUGUGUGUGUGUGUGUGUGUGUGUGUGUGUGUGUGUGUGUGUGUGUGUGUGUGUGUGUGUGUGUGUGUGUGUGUGUGUGUGUGUGUGUGUGUGUGUGUGUGUGUGUGUGUGUGUGUGUGUGUACCUGUGUGUGUACGUGUGUGUACACGGUAGAAACUGACUGCUGUGUUUUUACCUGUGAUCAGCAGAACUACAUGAUGCACUAAUCGAUUCAUGAAGGCAUUUGGACCCUCGGCUUGAACACAACAUCUUCAGCUGCACAAUUUACAGAAGCUCAGACAAACUCUACAAAUUCUCAGAUCUACAGUCAACUUCAAAUGCAAUUGAAGAAAAUGCUGUUUGACAAAAAGCUGCUAGUCCUCUGAUUAAAUUAUACACCAAUUUACUUAUUUUAAAACCCUUUUUUUAUUUUAUCGUGUACUCUUUGUCUCUAAAGAGCACCGACCUCCAUUCAAUUUUAAAGUACAGAGACAGAUUGAAAAAGAAACUGGAGUUUAGAAUCAUCGUCUCCAUGGAAACCAAUGAAGCCAUCAUUGAAUAGUCCAAUCAGUUUUUUUCACUGGGAUCCUCUCUAGGUUUUCUCUGCACAUAUUUGCUGUAAGUGUUUGAGCUUUGAGUAAAUUCAAGAAACGCUGAAAAUGUUGUGUUUAAGUCGGGUUUCCAUCUUGUUGUUUUUUUUCUUGUUUUUUUAAAAGUUUAAACCACUGUCUACAGGUAUCUAACUCAGGUAACUUUACUGUAAGAAAACAUUACUACUUAUUAUCCUCUCAGCAAGCCGGUCGUCACGCUGCGUUGGUUGUUCGGCUCUAAGCGAUCGUUUUUCAUUUUUGUCUUAAUCCGUGUAUUUGAUCUCAUCGUCGACCUUAUCUCGUAAAUGUUGAGUGUUGAACCGCUUGACCCUUGACCCCAUGACCUUACAUGUCGUGUUAUGUUUUAACCAUGGUGCACAUGUUUAGCUGCCAAAUCUUCUCCUGUCUGAAGCUCGUGCUCUUUGCUGUGUUUGGUGCAGUCAUUCGGUGCCCCCCCCCACCCCCCCGCCCCCAGGCUCCACACCUUGCCCUCGUUUUAGGAACAAGAUUAUACCUUGUACUUCCAUUCUUUCCUUUAAGUCAGAGGCUACAUUUCUCAUGAUUGGUGGCCAUUGCUUUGACAAUAACAACGUGUUAUGAUAUGAUUUUAAGUUAUUAUUAUUAUUAUUAUUAUUAUUAUUAUUAUGUAAUGAAUUGAUUAUUAGCUCGGCCGGAAUAUGAAAAUCAACAGUUUCCCUGUUAAAUUCUUUUAUUUAAUUUUAAAUGACAGAAGUGACAUGUGAUACUGUGAUAGGCUAACUCAUGUUAGCGUGACAUAAACUAAUAUGUCCGAACUUUGCAAAGGGUGUUUGAUUGUAAAGACAUGUUUGCUGCUUUAACGGGAGUCAACUGACCGACUCACCCGAGAGUGACAGAAUGCUAAAGUGAGUAAGACAGCAACUGAAUGGUUUCUUUAUUCUUUUGGAUUAUUAUUUUUUUUACUUGGAGCAGAUAAUCAGGUGCUUUCUCUUAUAAGAGACAUCAGUUAUCUAUUUUCAAGUGGUAACAACUGCUUAAUGUUGCUUUUUUUUUUUUUUUUUAAUUGUAGGGUCGACUAAAUGUUUGAGGCUGAUGCACAGACUGACACUGAAGAUUUCUAGUUUGUUUUUAUAAAACUGUGGAACUGUCCUAAACCCAAAGCUUUAAAAUAGAAACCAUCGACUGAACGGUAAGAAGUGGAUGUAGCCUGAGGUCUGAGAAGCAAAGCCAAUGCUGAAGUGCCUUUUAUUGGCCAGCAGGGGGAGAUCAAAAGAAAAUGAGCCUCCUUCUCUCCGUGAUUUAUUACCUCAGUAUCGUUUUUUAAUUAGUCUCAAGUCUUCUUCAAUAAAAACAAGGGGUCUUUGUUACAGAAGCCCUGAGCAGACAUGCAUCCACACGUUUAACUUAAACUCUGUUCCCCCGUGAUAAUGACUCAUUUAGCUGAAGGACCCAAGACGAUCUCGAGCCAAAUUUUCAGAUAUUUUUCAACCCAUCCGAUUUAAUUCAUGAACGUUUAUGCAGGUUGGACAGAACAAAGAAACGGAUCAAAACAAACGUGUUUGAACAGCUCUUUUGGGUCCCGACCCACCGGUUGAGAACCCCUGUGUUAACCUCUUUUGAUUGAGUGAUUUCUACCCCAGAUAUCUAAAAAAAAAAAUCUUGAUAUGAUUCAGGAGAACUAACACACCCUCUGAGGAGUCAGAUGCUCUUUUUUUGUUUAAUGCUCAUUUAUUGAAAAAAGAAAGAUCACAUUUCAAAUCGAAGUAACUGAAUUUUAAAAGCACCUUGUUGUCAAGCUAGCGCCUUCUUAAGCGCUUUCUUAGCACUUUUAUUCUCGUCGUCUAACCUCAGUCACUGCUGGCAAAAAAAAAAAAACCAAGAUGGCGACGGUAAAAAAAAAAAAGCCAAACUGGAAGCUUCAGUCAAACCAAUGGGUGAACUCAUGGUUGCUACGUCCACUUCUUAUACACAGACUUUGGUUAAAAUCAGUGAUCUUCAUUUAGCUGUGAAGACUCAAGGAAGGACAAAGGGUUUCCUUGCAUUCGUGCCCUUUUCAUUUCAUCCAGACCAAAUAGAUUCUCAACGAAAGAAGGCGUAAAUGUUUGUAUGAAAUGACUCUUCAAUGAAGCGUCCACUGAAGACCAGGACAGCUUGAAUACAGAAGACAGCGUGACAGCGUUUAGGACGUAAUAACCCAUCCUCAUGUCAGUCUGAUGUGCAGUCAGCCUAAAUGUUAGUCCACCCCUACAUUCAUUCAGCAGCUGAAAUGCUUCGUCUCACAUAUUAGAGAUGAUAAAAACAGACAUUUUAAGGAUUUUUAACUCGGCCUAAAACGUUAUCUUCAGAUCUUUGGUUGUAAUGUUUUUCAUGUAUCCUGCUAAACUGCUCAGCCGUUGCUUUGAACGCCCCUCGCGUCGCGUGUCUCCACACUAACACUGGAGCUGCUUUUGAAAUGUGCUGCUCCAGUUGGCCACUUUGAUUCUAACCGAUAAUAUGCACAGGCCUCUUCAGUGUAUGUAGCUUGUAAGAUAUUAUGAAUAUAAUGAACAAUAAGUGACUCCUGAUCUUUUUGUAAAUUAACCUCGGAUUAGAUGUUCUAUGAUUUGUACGGAAACCAAAAGAGACGAUGAACUAUAAGAAUAUCAUAUUUUUCUCUAACGUUGCUUUAUAUAAACGUGAUUCUUUGUUUUUGAAUUAAUCAAUAUGAAAAAGGAUGUUUACAGGAAUUAGAGGACAGACUCUUUUUAUGUUUUUGUUUUAUUUUUGAAAUCACUGCCUUACGUUCUGUGGAUGUCUCCAUGUCGUCUCUGUUUUUUAAAAUGUUGAUUUAUGAUCAUUCCGGCAGCUUUGUGAAUCUCCUCUCUGGGUUUUAAGCCUGUUGUUGUUGUUUUUUUUUCUCUCUCUCAGCUAACUCACAAAAAACCAUAUCAUGCAAAACUGUACAGGGCAUUGGUUUGAUGACUGGCCGACUCAUGGUGAUGCAACUCGUCUCUUUAAACUCCUCUGAUCAGUCUGCGUUACUGAGACGUUUGAUUUCAGGGAAGGUGGGCCCUUUUACAAACAUCCACAGCUCGCUCAAGGCACAGCAACACAAAGUGAGGGGAUACAAAUCCGCCAAUCAGGAAAUAGAAGUGUUACAUGGCAUAUGUUUUUUAUAAUAUAUUUUGUAAAGGAUACAUUUAUCAUAAAGGAAACUGCUGAAGUACUAAAGUAUUCCAAAGGCCACCUUUUUGGGAUAGAAGAAGUCUAAAUCAUCAAACCGAUAAUGUGCAAACAGUUAACAAAAAUACAUGAAUGAGUAAUUUGGUAAUGUGCUCCAGCCCUCAAAUAUUGUCAAAUUAUAAUGUCACAUUAAAGGCAAACAAAAGCAGACAUAGCAUGUUGCAGGUUGUUCUUCAAAGUCAUGAAAGAGUUCCACGGCCCACCUCCUCUGCCAUCACAACGUCUCAGUACAAUGUCUGGAUGCACCUUGUACUCGUACUGGAAACCAACAUGAGGCCGUCACACUGAUGGUUCUGUCACUUUACUGAACACGCUGCAUCCCGUCAGGAAGGAGCACACUGAGCAUGUGCAGUCCAGAUGUUCUCAGCAGAUGUUCAACUGUGCUUCUGACCUUUUUCCACUGCUGAUGGUUAAGAUGCAAAAGUGUCCGGUUGACAAUAACUCUUUGUUGCCUCUUUGGCUCCAUGUUGCUUUUAUGCUCUAUACUCGUUUACAUUGCAGUUGCUCUCUUUACGACCACGAGGGUUUAAGUCAGAACAAGAUUUAUUUUCUGUCUCUCUUAACAGGUUUUUUUAAAAUGUUGUUUUGAUUUGUCCCUUUUGAUCUCAUUAAUAAAUGUAAUUUUUUUCUCAUGUGAUUUCAAACCGGUCUCACUCAUCCUGCAGAACCAGAGAGGGGGGCGUGGCAUGUUUUCAGCCACAGAUGGAUGUACUGAACAUUACUGCAGGCCCUUUCAAAGCGUUACCAGAGCAUUCAGAAACAUGUCCUCAUCAGUUCUAUUCAACCAACUCUUUUCUUUGCAGGGUCAUAUCAGCUCAGGUUCAAGCAGCCCAUUAAAAAUAAAAAUAACUUUAUUCAUAUAGCACCUUUAAAGAUGGAUGUUUACAACGUGCUUUUAUAGAGAAAGCAAAGGCAGGAACUCAGGACAAUAACAGAAUAAACAUCAACAGCCAGGCCGAACAGAAUAAUGCACACAAUUAUUAUCAAUGCAAAUACAAGGAAUAAGAAAGAUACAACAGGCAGGUCUCAAAGGGCAGUUAAAGCUGUAAAGCUGUAAAGCAGUACAAUAAAGAAAAUUAAAUCAAAGAUAAAAAGUCAGCAAGAAGACGACAUCACAUCACAGGGAAAUUAAAACAGAAAUGACGAUAAAAAGGGGCGACUUCAUUGUAGCUUAAGAAAAGUUUAUAAAGACCGACCAAGGCAUUACUCUUCAGAGAGAGAUAUAUUUCUUAAUGGUCAGAAAAACAUGGUAAAUUGUACAUAAUAUUUAAUUCAAGCAAUUUAUUAAUUUAAAAUAAAAUUAAUUUUAUUUAACACUAAUAAGUGUCCCUAGUCUGUCUACAAAACCACCAAUUAUGAGAAAAGUCCAUCCUCUCUGUCUUCUGCCUGCUCCACUUUACAGAAAAUGUGUCCUCAAACAGGCCGUUUGGAGAUUUUCUCUUCAUGACAUCACAAAGGGGAGUAACCCCUCCCCCAGUUGGAUGACACUCCCACAGCUAGGUUCUGCCCUCUGAGUCUGCCUUCUCACAGUAAACAAUUGACCAAGGUGCAGGACAGUCCGAGCCACCCAAACGCUUCCAGAGAGGGGGGCGUGGUCAGACACAGCUCAUUUACAUUUAAAGCUACAGACACAGAAACAGCCUGUUCUGAGCAGGGCUGAAAUAGAGGGGUUUAUAGACAUGAUCAAAUACAGGAUCAAAGUGGAUUUAGAACAAGAAACUUCACAGACAUGUUUUGGGGAGCUUUGAGACUUAUUUAAACUUUUUGAAAAGGAGGAUAAUAUGUGACCUUUAAAGGAGUUUUUCCCACAUUAAACUAUCUCGUGAAGUAAGUGCGUAGUCUACAUAAAAUUCUGCCCACUACUCUGGCUCGGUAUCACCAAUUGUCUGAAUGAGAACACCUGACGAAGGUACAGAGGGAUCGAAACUUUGUGAUUCUUUUCAAAUAAAUUAGGGAUGCCGAGCAAGAGUAGUGUGCAGGAUGUUUUCCUUUUAAAUGAGAGGAGGAUAUUUAAAAAAUGGAGGAUGGUUAAAUUUUUUUGUACUUGAAUGACUAUGCAAAGGUAUACAGAAGGCUAUUUCUGAAACAAAAAAACUCCAUUAAGAAUAUUUAAGAUCAUUAUACACAUUGUAGUGGGUUCAUUGUGAGGCUCUGUAAUGUGUGCAGCAGACCGUGCUGAGAGUAUUGUUACCUGUGGAGUUGUCCAAGGAUGCUCCUACAAAGAAGCCAUUUGUAUGUGAAGAAAAAUAAUAUUGGACAUACAUUUUUAAAACCCCAUGGGAUGCUUUGAAAACAUGGACAGCAGUAAUGUGAGUACAUCGUCUGAGACAGUGGUGUCUGUUUGAUCUUUCAGCUGCAUUUAUGUCAGAUCGAAGAGAAAAAGUUCAAAUCCUUGAGUGUUUAUAAGAAGUGGACAAAGGCUGUUUGAUUUAGAAAUGAAGCCAAUGAUGAAGUGCCUUAAACCUGCAUAAUCUCUGAUGGCCAGCAGGGGGCGACUUGUUGCAAAUAGAAGUAAGGUAUUUUUUUAUUUUUUAAAGGUGGUGAUUAAACAACCCUAUUUGUAGUUUAUUUCUUACCUCAGUAAAAUGGUCCCAUUAAAACUAAUAAGGUGGUGAUGGUGGUGUAGUGGUUAGUGCUGUUGCCUCACAGUGGGCGGCUGUGGCUCAGUAGUAGAGUCGUCUUCUCUUAACCGGAAGGUCAGGGGUUCGAUCCCCAGCUCCUGCAGCAACAUGUCUGAUGUGUCCUUGGGCAAGACACUUAACCUCGAAUUGCUCCUUCUGCUUUGCGUAUGAAUGGGAUUAGUUACUGCUGAUGCUCCCUCUACAUAGUGUGUGAAUGUGUAGGUGUGACAUGCGGUGUAAAAGCACUUUGACUAGUCAGAAGAAUAGAAAUAAGACUAUAUAAGCUCAAGUCCAUUUACCAAGUGGAGUUGGCAUGCGUGGGUUCUCUAGGGUACUCCCACAGUCCAAAGACAGCUCGUUAGGUAAAUUGGAGACUCUAAAUUGCCCGUAGGUGUGAAUGUGAGUGUGGCUGUUUGUCUGUAUGUAUAUAUAUCUCUAUAUGUCAGCCGUGUGUUUAACUGGCGACCAGUCCAGGGUGUACAGAUCGCCCGAUCACAGCUGGGAUUAAAAAAAAAGAUAUAUAUAAAUGAAGAACUAAUUCCCAAACGCAAGGCUACGUCCACUUCUUAUAUUCAGUCUCUGGUUCAAACAAGCUCUCACACUGAAUCAAACCUGCCACUGCAUCUGUCUGAUUAACUCGACCUUCAUUCAUUAAGAUUUUAUUUAUUAUUUUUUUUUUUUACCAAAAAUUAUAUUUUUAUAGUUCACAAAAAAAAGCCCCCUCUCUGAUUGGCUGUGAUAUCCUCCCGUACUCUUCUUCUGGGUGAUCCCCCUCUGUGUCUUUAAUGUGACGCCUGAGGGAAACGAUGUGUAGGUGGAGUUUGAAGAGGAACUGAGCCCGGUGCGGUGCGCUCCGCUCCGCUGAGCCCUGUAACAGAAUCUGAGCUCUGAAAACUUCUCAUAGUGGAUUUUGAGGCGUGUUUGAUUUUUGAUAUGCUGGAUUUAACAUGUCUUAUAAAUGAGCCUGAAACAGAACAGGAAAUAUCAUCAGUGUACAUACGGAGAGGAACUGAAACUGUCUAAGUCCCUCCACAACUAUAAACCUGAUACUCAUUAUUUUUUCAAUAAUAAAAAUAUUAAUCAAACUGUU
Molecule: messenger RNA, 10187 nt
Organism: Labrus mixtus (cuckoo wrasse)
Lineage: Eukaryota; Metazoa; Chordata; Actinopteri; Labriformes; Labridae
Gene: ipmkb
Product: inositol polyphosphate multikinase b
Exons: 7
Coding region: 718-2478 (586 amino acids)
Biological process (GO): inositol phosphate biosynthetic process
Cellular component (GO): nucleus; cytoplasm
Molecular function (GO): inositol-1,4,5-trisphosphate 3-kinase activity; inositol tetrakisphosphate kinase activity
Source: RefSeq, a predicted model, not a curated record